CUCCUCUCUUUCCUUUCCUUCUCUCAUCUCUCUCCCCCAAGGCCGGUCCUUUCCCUGCACUAAUUAUAAUACCCUCCAGUGCGCAGGACGUCGUCGACGCAACCCUAGACUGCCAUGGCCAACAACCGUUCCUCCGGUUUCGAUUUCUCGGACCGGCCUCCUGCCUUCGACCAGCACCCUGACCUUAACAUGGAUGGCAAUCAACCUAGCCAUCUCCAGCGCAAUAAGACAGAGCGCAGGCGGCUCCAGGGCCUCCAGAGAUCGAACACCACCGCUGCCAACCCUUCUCUCGUAUACGUCCCCAAGACGUGGAAGGAGAAGUGGGAUCUGUGGAUGAUUAACGAAGGCGGCAGGAGAUUGUUCUUCUUCGUAUGGAUUUUCCUCCACCUCCUCGUCGCGGCAUUCGGCGCCCUCCACUACCAGUUGAAAGACAAUCUGGUCACUGCACGCUCGAUUUUUGGCUCGACCUUCACCAUCGCCCGUACCGCUGCGCUUGUCCUCCACGUGGACGUAAUCUUCAUCCUCCUCCCCGUCUGCAGGAACUUCAUCUCCAUCCUCCGUCGCACUCCCCUCAACCAGAUCAUUCCCUUCGACAAGAACAUCACGUUCCACAAGGCCACAGCAUGGUCCAUCGUUGUUGGCUCCGUCGUGCACAUCGUCGCGCACAUGUUCAACUUUGCCAAGCUCGCGAUGGCCGAUACGGAUGCGAAGACCGGCGGUCAGCGCUUCGUCGCUUUCCUCGUCGCUAACUUUGCCACCGGGCCCGGCGCGACGGGUUGGAUCAUGACUGUCGCUCUCGGUGUCAUGGUCUGGUACGCGAUGGAGAAGCGCCGCCGUGCCCGCUUCGAGGCAUUCUGGUACACCCACCACCUGUUCAUCGUCUUCUUCAUCAACUGGCAGCUCCACGGCAUGUUCUGCAUGAUUCAGCCUGAUCGGCCUCCGUACUGCUCUUUCAACACGAUCGGUGUCUUCUGGCGUUACUGGCUCGUCGGUGGUGUCAUCUGGAUCUCCGAGCGCAUUCUGCGUGAGGUCCGCUCGCGUCACCGCACUUACAUCUCGAAGGUCAUUCAGCACCCGUCGAAAGUCAUGGAGCUUCAGAUCAAGAAGGAGAAGACGAAGACCCGCGCUGGUCAAUACAUCUUCCUGUCCUGCCCUGAAAUCUCGUACUUCCAGUGGCAUCCUUUCACUCUCACCAGUGCGCCGGAGGAGGACUAUAUCUCCGUUCACAUCCGUGUCGUCGGUGAUUUCACAGGCGCGCUGGCCAAGGCCGUCGGUUGCGACUUCGACACCAAGGAGAAAGGCGACUCAGGAGGAAAGGUCGUCGGAACCAAUGUUAACCCUCCCCUUAACCGCGUCCUUCCUCGCGUGAUGGUUGACGGUCCCUUUGGUUCGGCUUCUGAGGACUUCUUAAACUAUGAGACCGUCCUUCUCGUCGGUGCCGGCAUUGGUGUCACUCCUUUUGCCUCGAUCCUAAAGUCCAUCUGGUACCGCAUGAACAACUUGAACGACUCGAAGCCGACACGUCUCUCGAAGGUAUACUUCACCUGGGUUAUUCGUGACUUUGGUACCGCCGAGUGGUUCCACUCGCUCUUGCACGCAAUCGAGGAGCAGGACACCCGGAACAGGAUCGAGAUCAAUAUUUAUCUGACCGCGAAGAUCAAGGAAGACGAUAUGAACAACAUCAUCGUCCAAGACGUCGGUGCCGAGAAGGACGCGAUCACCUCGCUGCGUGCGCCCACGCACUUCGGACGACCGAACUGGGACCGCGUGUUCAGCUCGAUCGCGGAGAAGCACCCUGAGACUGACGUCGGCGUGUUCUUCUGCGGUCCCACUGUUCUGUCCAAACAGCUCCACAAAAUGUCCAACAAGUACUCGCAGCCCAAAGGCACCCGGUUCUUCUUUGGCAAGGAAAACUUCUAAGUGCCCGCGUUGCCAUUGGAGUCGUCAGUUGGAGUUGUGCGGUCGUCGGCCACGCCCCUUCGUUCGUCAUUCAUUUAUCGCUUACCGUAUUAUUUCGAUCUCGCCCUGCCCUGCUUUGUACCGUAUUCCCUCGCCUGAGCUUGCUUGUGUCAUUCCUUUGCGUUUUGCGCCACUCUCGUUGGCAGCGGCAGCGGCGGUCGGGAGAGUGCACUUGUUCCUGUCGGCCUCGUUGGAUUUAGAGCGCGUUUUGCUUGGAUAUAAGUGUCUGUCUGUGUCUGCCAAUAGGCAGAGUGUAUUAUACGGACGGGAUUUUUCUAUAGUUCUUUUCGGGUCCUUGAUGGAUCUCGGAUGGAUGACGAGCUC
Messenger RNA from Heterobasidion irregulare TC 32-1, 2283 nucleotides. RefSeq names its product putative NADPH oxidase. Gene Ontology annotation, cellular component: NADPH oxidase complex; plasma membrane. Gene Ontology annotation, biological process: superoxide anion generation; defense response. Gene Ontology annotation, molecular function: superoxide-generating NAD(P)H oxidase activity. The transcript has 9 exons. The coding region runs from base 115 to 1920 and encodes 601 amino acids. NCBI's taxonomy places the organism in Eukaryota, Fungi, Basidiomycota, Agaricomycetes, Russulales, Bondarzewiaceae. The record is from RefSeq and is a predicted model, not a curated record.